Cercocebus atys (sooty mangabey) is the source of this 14524-nucleotide messenger RNA. It is a transcript of the gene MCC, whose product is annotated as mutated in colorectal cancers. Gene Ontology annotation, molecular function: calcium ion binding. Gene Ontology annotation, cellular component: cytoplasm. The record is from RefSeq and is a predicted model, not a curated record. The transcript is spliced from 18 exons. Gene Ontology annotation, biological process: negative regulation of canonical Wnt signaling pathway. The coding region runs from base 10685 to 13132 and encodes 815 amino acids. Lineage: Eukaryota; Metazoa; Chordata; Mammalia; Primates; Cercopithecidae.
UGGUCAGGCUGGUCUCAAACUUCUGACUUCAGGUGAUCUGCCUGCCUCAGCCUCCCAAAGUGCUGGGAUGUGCUUUCCAGAAGCAAAAGCUACCCAAAUGAUUUAAUAUGGCACUUCUGUGGAAUUUUUACCCCACAAUAGCUAAUCAAUAUUAAUUUUCUCAUACUUGCAGACAAUAUUGCUCCCUGAACAACAAUGGAGAAGCUCAGAUUUUAUUUGACAAAUUUGGUAUAGUAGAUUUUUACUUUAUAUAUAUUUGGGGAGUGUUGUGCUUAUACAAAUAUAUAGAUCUGGUGCUUGGAGGAUAGUAGUAAAGUGAAAUGUUUUCUUAAUUACUUUAGGGAAGCAACUCUUCCUAUUGUUUAGCUGUCUUUACUUCUAGCCUGCAAGAGCCGAAAUCAGUAAACUCACCAGGUGAAACCAGUUUUCUAGUGGAAGCAUAGAUACGAACUUGCAUUAAUUUUGUUUCCUUCUAUUUGGAGUUUGACAUUUCAUCUCUCAGGCUAAGUAAAUUUCAAUCAUGAGAGACUCCUGGUAACCAAAUGUUGUAUUUAGAAAUGUUAUUUAAAGCUGUUAUUUUUUAUUUUUAGAGCUGGAACGUCUAAAGUUUCAUAAUGUAUAGGCUAAACUUCAGAACACGUGUUAAACACAUUCUCGUUCUAAUUCUAGAGAUUAUAUAGAGUAUUACAUAAUUUGGAGUAUUUUCUCCCUUUGCUCAGAGUGUUAGCUAUUGGAAGAUCAAAAUAUAUUUUUCCCCAUAGGCUUUAAUUUGUAAACCUACUUGUAGGUUAUUUAACUGUAUUUAUUUUACAGAUCUACAUUUCAUAAAAAUAUGGAUGAUCAUUCCUUGUGUUGUUAGAAGUAUAUCAGUAAUUGAGGCCAACAAUUACAUCCACAUUACGUAUGCUAUUUGGGGGUGAGAGAGGCAUGUUCCCAUUUACAAAUUUGUUUAUUAGAGAAGCCAGAUCUGUUAGAAUCAAUUAUGUAGAUUUAGAUAAUUUUGAUUUUCCAUGUACGCUGUCGAAAGACACAUCUUAACCAGAUUGGUGUGUGUUGUGACUUUGCCCGCAGUGUAGAAGUGGAUCCUGUCAUCUGUUUACCGUUGGUGGGUAUUGAACUAUAUUGAUGUUCCAAUCCAUUGCAUGGCUCCAUGAACAAAAUUUGAAUCUGGCUCAAGCUGAGUGUUGGAUGGGUGGCAGAAGCAGAGGAAGGGUGUAGUAGAGUCUGAAGCAAGGAGAGAGAGAGGGAAAUGCUAGGUGUGGUAAGAACUGCCAUGUUGUCGCUUGGCUGGAGCAUCGGGCAAACGGAGGGCAGUCCUGAGAGAUGUGUCCCAGAGACAUGAGCCCGUCCUCAAGGCCUGAGCUCCUGGCUGGGAGUUGGCUAACUUUGUUCAGGAGGCAAAGGGAGCCAGUGACAGGUUUUAAACAGAAAGAUGGAUAAACACACUAGGCAUGGCCAGCACCUUUGAAUUGUUUUCCAGAAACCAAGGUUUGGCCUGGCUUCCAACAUUUGGCAAAAUGAAACUUUGGAGAAGGAAAGGAACAGUGGAGGCCCAUGGCUCAGAUUACAUGCUUUCAUUUAAUACCUUUUUUUCUUUCAGUCAAAGCCUGUAGUAACUGAAGUCUGUGGUCUUCAUACCACAGAGUUCUCUAUUCUUUAGGGAAGGUGGUCAAGGUGAGAGACAGUAGUCCUGUACAUGUGAAGGGUUAGGCAGAGACCUGGAGUUAUAGGAUUAUAGGAUACUCACAAUUGGUAUCCUAUAGCUGCUGAAGCUUUGUUGCCCUGCGAGUUAGUAAUUGUUUCUUUGAAUAAAAUAGUCUUGUCUUUACCUUCCAUUUAUAUGUGCUGAUGAUUCAUUACCAGAGGAGGGCUGAUGUAGCUACUUCUAGAUCAUGCCAGUACAUGAUACCAUUCCACUGAAAAAAAAAAAAAAGAAAGAAAGAAAAGAAAAAAGGAAAAAGAAAAACAUGCUUAAUAGCCAUUUUUAGACCUGGGCUAAAAAGCUAAAAAUGUUGAUCGUUAGAUAAUAGACAGAAAGCAUAGUUGUUCGUUUCAGAAUUCAUUUGACCACUACACUGGAUAUUUUGGUUUAAACUUCUUAAACUAAGUAGUCCAAGAGAAACAGAAUUUCCCUCCAUGGCAUCUCAUUGUGAAUUGCAUUUGCCUGAUGAUCUCGCUCUCACUGGGGAGAGGAAACUCUCGCCACCACUGGCUCCUAUAACCCAGGUUGUCCUGGUCUUCCCUGACUGACUCCUGUUACUUUUGGUAAAGUCACAGCUUUGCUUUCUUGAUUUCCACAGCACAGAGUUUUCUGUUCCUUUUGGUGAGAAGGAAGGGAAUGGCUUUCUGAAGUACCCGAGAUGGGAAGAACACAGUUCUCUGUUGUGCAUGGUCUUGAACUGUGUCCAUCUGGUUACCCCCGUGUGGUCAUGUUCCUUGUUCAUUACCCCCUUGAAGUACAAUGCUCUGGGCACUCUGCCUCUCCUGCUGCUGUCUAAGAAGGCAUUAGUUUUUUUCAUUGAUGAGUCAUUGAACGUAUAGGAAACCCAGAUUCUUGAGGUUUUUUUUUUAAAUAAAAAACUGUAAUAAUUAACUCUUAUUAAUUCAUAUCUCUGUUUUGCAUAGUUGUUUUUAAAUGUGAAUAUAAGACUUAAUUUUUGUCCCAAUUAAUUUUUUCCUUAAUGUGAAUCUUUUCAGAUUCUCUUUGGAUGGGGUUCUGAUUUGCUCAGCUUCUAUAUUGGCUGUUCCUCCUCCUAAAGUGGUGUCAUCUAGAAGUUUGAGAACUAUCCCAUUGACAUACUUAUCAAUCAGGUGAAUAUACUAGAAUGAAUGCCUUGUAAUGUAUCACUGAAGGCAUUUUCUCCAAGUUUAGUCUUUAAGCCUGACUAUUACUCUCCUGACACACAUGAACUCAAAUGGUAUUCUGGAAGAAUUUAAUAUCUUGCUUAAGUCCAGAAUAUUUCAAAUGAAUCUGGGUAUACCUUGCAAUAUUGGCCUACUGCCAAAGAUGGCUAUGAUGUGGGAUUAGGUUAGCACCAGUAAGGAGUUAGAAGCAAUGAAAAACAGUGUGGUUUAUGAGAAGGAGGGUUUUCAUUUUAUACCACUGUUUGAUUUGGUUAUUCUCUAUUCUGUUGAAUUAGUUCCUUGAAUAUAUGGCCAUCUGUUUUUCUCCUAAAAGAAUGUAAAAUAUCUGAUUUGAAGCUCUAUGGGAAUAACUGGAUUAGCCAACAGGUGGACUUUGGAGCCAAGUGUUUGUCAGCCUGAAUGUCUGUGCAGUUUUUCCAGAGAAGACUUGUCUACUUUGGAGAUGUUGGCCUGGCUUCCAACAUUUGGCAGAGUGAAACUUUGGAGAACGAAAGGAACAGUGGAGGCCUGUGGCUCAGAUGACGUGCUUUCAUGUAAUACCUUUUUUUUUUCUUUCAGUCAAAGCCUGUGGUAACUGAGGUCUGUGGUCUUCAUACCACAGAGUUCUCUGUUCUUUAGGGAAGGUGGUCAAGGUGAGAGACAGUAGUCCUGUACGUGUGAAGGGUUAAGACAGAGACCUGGAGGUCUAGUCUCUCUCUAAAUAAACUUACAACUAGUUUCUCAAGUUUCCAGCCUCAUGUCUCACUCCUGUUUUUUGUGGUGAACAGUCUCUCCAAACUUGAGCCUCUCUGGGUUUCUGUGAGAGUAAAUUAUUUUUCUUGUUAUCUCCUCCGUAGCGUCUUUAGGCUAUAGCAGAGUUAAGGAAGUUAAAUUGGGCAUCAUUCUGUCUACUUUGUCUUUCCAAAAUUUGUUGAAAUCGCUCCUCUGCUGUCUUUCCUCCUAUUCUCUUGCCCUUAGCUAUUUAAUUUUUAUUUUAUUUGCUAUCAUUUUAGUCGUUCUUGGAAAGGAAAGGUGAGAAGUAUGCAGUCAAUCUGCUACAUUAAACCAGAGGCCUAUAUUAUAUUAUACUCCUAAGAAAAGACUGCAAGUUAGUUGAGUUUCUGUACAGUUUAGAGCAAUAUGUCAUAUAGCUGAAAGCUUAUUACUAUGAAAUUAAAGCUAUUUCUAAAUGACCUAUAAUGACACACUGACAUUACUCAGUUUCUGAUUCGACUAAUUUAUCAGACAUCCAGAGGAUCUGGUGGUUGUUCCUUGUGUGGGAGCUGCAUGAUGUCCUGGAGGAGCAGUGUUGUGGAAUGGGGCAAGGGUGUCCUCUCACCUGACUCUAUGAUGCUCUGAGUCAAAUUACUCCCCUCGCCUAGUACCCAGCUCCUUAUUUUGUGAAUAAGGGUCUGGUCCUCAAGGUAUUCUCAGUUUCUCUGGUCCUGAGGCUGUGCCUUCUGGAGCACAGAUUCUGGUGGACUCUAAUGCAGACCUCCAUCCACUCCUCAACAGCAAUGGUACAUUAACUGGGUGAUUUAAAUGGCCCAGUUGGCUCUUUGAGGAUAGGAAAAAAGAUGAGAAAUCCUGUUACAGUUGGCAUUAGACUCUUAAAGGAAGGGAAAUGUGAUAUUAGAGCAACCUCCAUUGAAACCAUCCUCGCUGUAAAUAGUGUCACUGAUGUAUUAAAGAAGACAUAUCAGAGGAAGGGGAGUGGGUUCAGUGGAGUCAAGCUACGUAUGCUAGAGUAGAUAUCAUGAAUCAUGCGAUCGACUUAUGUCCUGUUCAGCUGAAAGAUGUAAACAUAGCUAGUCUCAAGGCCUAAAAACAGAUUCCACACCUGUCCUAAGCAGAUCAAUUCAAUAUGGUCUGAGUUCUAGGUUUAUUUCAGUGGAAAGUUUAGAAAUGGACUUCAAAUUAGUUUAAAUAAUAAUAUUAGCUCAUGUAAGUCCAGGAGUGACUUACUCGUGGCUAGAUCCUGAGGCCUGGGUAUAUUUAGGCCUCACUCUCUUACCAUCUUUUAAUUGGGUCAAGUUCUCAACCCCUAGCCAACUACUGUGCUGGGGAGAAGGGUAUCCUGACUGUCCUUCCCUAUGCAGCCACACAGAAGGGAGAGGAGUGGUGGAAUGGGAGAGACUGACAUGACAGCUUUCUGCCACCCUCCACUCUAUAUGUGGAAAGUAUAAUCACUUGUGAAGAUUUAAUUUGCAGAAUAGGAGACCAGAAAAGAGUAGGAAAUUUGGACUUUUCGAAAAGGCAGAAGCCACUGGAGGAUACAAAUCAUACAAUGAGUGACCAGAUGAGAUUUGUAUCUGAAGCUCAACCUGAGAUCUGUGUGGAGACUCAGUCACCUUAAAUUGAGUUGGAAAUAGAAAACCAGGUAAUGAUGAGAAACUGACAGGACCUGGCCCAGAACCAGGAAUCUGUCUUCCACCACGUUUGGAUUUCACCCAAAAAGGAGUUGCCAGUUCGCCGUGGGAAAUCUGACAAAUGAGAAACGUGUAUAUAAAAGUGAGUGUAAGUACCAUAGUUGCCUAAAAUAAGCACCCCAGGCUUAGACUCCAUCCACAGAAGCCGUUCCUCAAUGAAGUGUUUGCCACAAAUGGGCUGCACUUCGAAGUCUCAGAACUGGAGUCCUGUUCACCAUCUGGACAUUACUACGGAGAUCCUUCCUAGUGAUGGCCAAGCCCACAUCCUCUUCUCUGAGAUCAUGGUCCCAGAGAUCCACAAAUGGAUUUUAGCAAGUGGAUUGAAUGGAUUUCACUCAAACCACUUAAAAAUGUGUGAGGACAAGGUCUGUUCCACUUACCAGGUUCAGAGGGUGCUAAACUGAAGGCGUUUGAGAACUCUGCUGCAUGAGAGGACCCCCUGAAGAAAGGGAGUACCCUGCUUCCUCUCAGAGCUGCCCUUUUGGGAUGUCAAACUCCUGUUACCCAAUGUGUCUCCGAAAGAGACCCACAGUAUAAUGGAUGUUUGCAUGGCAGAUUUAUUCCUGGGGCUGUCCCUGCUGAAACAUGGAACAUGUUUUUCUAAAGAGAUCUUGUUAUCAAUAUGGCAGCAAAUGAAAGUAAUGCUGAUGUUAUUGUUUCAACUAACAGUGUCCAAACUUCUCUGUUUAAAUAAAGUUUGAGUUUUAACGGCUUGUGUCUCCAAUUUAUGUAUAUUUACAAAUUAAAUACUUUUAGUACUGUAUUAAUGUUAUAUAUCGUAAAAAGCAGAAGCAAACUAGAUGUUAAAGGAUAAGAUGAAAAAAACAUAUACAGGAAUAUUCUCUUCACAUUUCAAUGAAUUGUCAUAGUUACCUCAUCUUUUAAACCCUUUGUUACCUCAGUUUAAACCCAGGGAUUAAAUAGAUGUUGCAGAGUAAAUUGGAAAUAUGUACCCUCUUCUUGUAACUGCUUCUUUGGAAAUUAUGUUUAUAAGUUCUAAACAACCAUUUUAUAAAAAUUGGAAAUGCAGUUUUGUUAAAAAUUUGAGACCAUUAGUCUUUUUCUCCUGCCAUAUUGGAUCACCUUGAUAGUCGAAGCAAACCAUGGUAAGAAGGGAAUUGCAGUCUUCCCAAUCCCACACCCAUUGGCAUGUGGGAGGAUGAAACUAAUCCAAUGUGCUGACAUUUUUUUCUAAUCUCUGGUCUCUUUGUUUAUACUAUGAACUCAGCAUUAAUAGCCUUCAUUUUUGAAUUGUAUACAACCAAACAACAAAACCUUAAAUUUGGGGAAAAUCUGUAAGCAAAAUUGGGUGUGUCGUAAAGCACCAGGAUUUUUUUGUUUUUUUGUUUUAAAAGCUUUAUUGAAGAGUCUUUUCAGGAGAGAGAGUGAAAUGCGGGACUUGCUUUCUUCUGGGUUAUCUGUCACGUAUAAUUGCCAAAUAGGAAAUAGGAGAAAAGACUGGAAUGAAAUAUACAAAAUUCUACCAUUAGUUGUGGAUAGUGAUGUUUUAGGUGACUUUUCCCCUUCAUUUCUCAGUUUUUAGUGAAAUAAUUGCUUUGUUUAAAAACCAGGAAAAAAAGUUUCCAAAUAUUACUGCCUUUCUGAAAAGUGCCAGAAGCUCAUCAGUUUGAUUUAAUGUCUAAUUCAGCAGUGGUGCCUCUACCCGCAAUGCCUGGUAAUUUUUGCGCCUGAGUUUAAGUGACUGUGUGGUUGCAUGCAUUUUGCUGUGAGUGCUACUUAUGCCAUGAGGGAAGCCAGAUAUAGCUGCAUUCUUGAUGUCUGUCUGAUAUCAGUCUUGCAGCCAGAAAUUUUUGAGGUCUUUUUGCUGAAGGAGAGAAAAUCCACAAAGCACACUUCCUCCACCUCUGUUUCCCUACUUCAGUUUUUUCCCUCCCCAGCUCCCCAAACCAUACUCAUUCAUGGAAAUUAUUUUUCUGCUGUCACUGGAAAAUAAUACAAUUCUGAUACUUCAGGCAUGAGAUGACUGAUUGUUUUUCAGUGCUCUUGCCUUAGACAAAAUUAAAUCACCAGCAGUGUGUCGCCAACACACAUCAAAGCUCUUGUCUCUCUGGGUUCUGUGAGAGCCUUGCAAGUUUCUGAAUCAGUCAGAAAUUAUUGUGGAGCUGAGACUAAUGAAUGAGGAAGUUCUCUUUUAUUUUUCAGAUAUAAUUUCUCUCGUAGCCCAUGUGUGUGCUUGUGCUUUCUCUGAAAUACAACUGGCCCGUUUUCCCCUGGCCUGUGUUUCCUCCCAGUGCCUUGGUGACUGCUGUCAUUUUAAUACAAGUAACCCUUCUUGACAGAAAUAAGAUUAGGUAAUUUUCUGACCUUCUAAUCCCAGAGGCACCAAUUCUCCUGGUUUGCCAUUUUGGUUUUACGUUUUUCUAGAAAAAUAUUUUUGAACAUUAAAUGAGUAGUGGAAGCAGUUGGCAGUUGCUUUUCAUGGAACACAUUUAUUUCCACAUAUCAAUGAAAAUACCCAAGUCAUAUUAAAAUAUUUUUGUGCUACCGAACUCAGAAAUUUUUGUGGUAUUAGCGUUAAGCAUAAUGGCCCAAAAUGUACUCAUUAAAAAGUAGAAAUAAAAUGUUCACGUUUUUGCCUCAGUGAUCUCAGUAGUAUAUUUAUACCAAUUAAAUAUUUAACUUACAUAUAAACCAUAUUCUAUGGUUCCUCUUAAGAAGCAAGAUACUUAGUGGACAGUAUAUGCCAUGAUCUGUUCCCUGAAGGUGUAUACAUUUCCAAGUUUCCUUUGAACAGGCAAAUUCAGUCAAUUAGCAAGUAUUUAAUGAAUUCCCCAAGGACUUCCAGUGGAUCAGGAGCCCUGUUGCCACUUUCCUUCUCAAUUUUUUCAACUUGACAGAGUGAAAACAACUGACGUUCAGAGUCUGAUUUCUUUCAGUAUAUUCAUUGUAGCUUUAUGUUUUUAAAACUUCAUGAUAAAUUCAGUCAAGGAAGAAAGGAGUGGGAAUGCGCUUCCUGACCCAGUCUCCCAGCGAAGCCACCCACCAAGUGUAGCCACACCGCCUGUCUCCCUGAACAAACACCCGAUCAGUUUGAGGAGGGAGGUGCCUUAGUUCUCCUCUAGAGCUGUGUAUUCUUCUGAGUUUCCAUCUGCUCUCCCCUAACCUAGGUGUUCAGCUUAAUAAUUUAUUGUACCUCAGAGUGACUCACUUCGAAAUUGUGAUAUUAAUCGUUGGCAACACUAACAGUGAAGAUAAACAUUAUAAUGGCACUCGAUUAUAUGCCUGGACUCAUUGUAAGUAUUUUAUAAUUAAUAAUCUAAUGAAUCUUCAACUACCGCAACAACCCUAGACAUAAUUAUCCCCAUUUUCCAGAUAAGGAAGUGGAGACACAGAAAAAAAUUAAGUAACAUGUCCAGAGUCAAAUAGCUAGUAAGUAAUACAACUGAGAUUUAGUCAUGGGAGUGUGAUUCCAAGAGCCCAUGCUCUUAUCCUCUGUACUGCCUCCCUCUGGGCCCGGAAAGCUUUUCUGCCACCAGCAUUUCUAGGAUUUAUUGAAAUUUGCAUUCCACAUUCUUGGUGUCCUUGGUUUAUGCAGCAAAUGCAGCAAUAGUAUUUCAAACCUACAUUCAAGCAUACCUCACCUCUCAGCUGCCAUCUCACACUGUCUUGGGAGUGUGGCUCAUUGUGCAGAUCAGAGAACCCUUAAAAGGGGAUCUUGCAGCCAGCAUUUUUACCUGUGAUAGAAUUUACUCUUCAAAGGCACCUAAGGAGCCCGACCUGAACCUGAGGAAAUCCGACCUACCUAGGUUAGGAGACCAAGGAAAUGAUAGUGGGAACAUCACCAAUGCUGCCUCAAUCAUCUGGACUCUCUCCAACUUUAGCAGAUCCUGACUGAAUUUUAACAGCUACCAAAAUCAGGUCAAGGAGGCAGAAUAGACACAUGUUCAGACUCAGUUCUUUGUGUUCUCCAGAGCUGGAGCUGCAGAACUGGGCAUAACAUUGAAAUGAAAGAAUACUCCCUCAAAAUGAUUUGUUUCCUGGAAGAAUGUAAAGUGGGGAAAGUCUCUUUACUGAAAUGGUUUCUCCGCAGGAGAAAUGGCGCCCAGUCCAGAAAUCUUUUUUAUACCUUAAAUAAAGGAAUACUUCUCCAAGCCCUGAAUCUCCUUGUGUAGUUUUGUCAUGAAGGGACAUGAGCCAGGAGAGAGUUGCCCAGCACUGUGCCCUCAAAUGGCGGGAUUGUUAAAUCCACAUUCACCAUUUUAUUUGUGUUUCCCCACUCCGUUCCUGUAUGCAUGAUAGAGUUGGAUCUUUUUCAUUCCCAAGUACUAAAUUCCACUUAAAUUGAUGUUUUCCUCUAAGGAUUAUUCACCUUUCUCUUGUUUAGUGGAGUGAAGAAACUAAUGUACUUGCAUAGUCAAAUCAGAUGUAAAAAUUAUUUGGAAAUUGCUUUUGAGAAGUAAUAUGGAAUCUAUGUGUGUUUGGUUAUUGGAAUCUAAGGUAAAAAAGAGGCUAGUGUUUUCAUUUAGAGAAAAAUUCCUCUUUGAUUCAUUUAUCAAGUGUAUUGAAGUCAGACUUUUGAAGAACCCAGAAUAUGAAGUGAAAAGGAUGAGGAGAGUUUAUGGUGUUCUCUGAAUUGAUUUUUUUUUUUUUUUAAAAAAGCCCAUUUUUAUUGUGGAGCAGUUUAAAGUUUUAUAUGGCACCUUUCACCUUGGGCAGCUUUAGGAACAGAAUCGGCUCACUCAUGAACGAUUCCAGAAAGUCUGCUGGGCACAGCCUAGGAAAAGCAGAACUUACAAGGAGCAUUUUAGGAGCAUCGUUGGUAAUCACAUGCUCUUGGAAGUUUGCCAGAAGACUGAGGUUACCACCUGAAUUUCUGGCAGCGAGCUCAAGAAUCCUAAUUGGAUCAAGCCUUGGUUUUAUCUCCUUUCAUAAGAUAUUUAUGUCUGUUUCAUGUAUCUUUGGGCUGAAUUGCCAGAACCCAAGAGUUCAUAAUUAGACAAGAAACCUGCCACUGCUUUUAGUAGCUUGUGUUCUAUUUGUCAUCUGCAUAUCCGGGGCCUUUGAAGAAGUAUGGUAUUACGCACAAGGUUGGGUGGAGCAUUGAGUUUCCUUGAGGAAACGGGCAGGAAGAAGAGUCCCAUUUUAACUCUGGUUGUUUUCUAUAUAUAAUAUCUGCACUCAACAGAUAUUCUGUGUUUUUCUGUCUUUUUAAAGGGAAAUUGGAAACUAUGGGUAGAGAUAGAGACCUUUUUUGAGGGAUUUGGGUUUAGUAAAAAGCCUGUCUAGGAGGUCUUCCCUGGCAUGCAGAAGCUUAGGAAGAUGCUGCAGUGUGCUCCUCUACUAUGAUCUGAUGCAGAGUUGCCACUUCUAGUCACACUCCACAAAGGAAGAACGUGACUUAUAGUAAUGUGAAGAAUUCAUCUCACAUAUGCUAAACGUUGAAAGUGACCAUGGAGCAUUUAAAGCUCCAUUCGGCAGCCCUGGCAUCACUAAAGGGAGAUAUAGUGGAACUUAAUAAACGUCUCCAGCAAACAGAGAGGGAACGGGACCUUCUGGAAAAGAAAUUGGCCAAGGCACAGUGCGAGCAGUCCCACCUCAUGAGAGAGCAUGAGGAUGUCCAGGAGCGAACGACGCUUCGCUAUGAGGAACGCAUCACAGAGCUCCACAGCGUCAUUGCCGAGCUCAACAAGAAAAUAGACCGUCUGCAAGGCACCACCAUCAGGGAGGAAGAUGAGUACUCAGAACUGCGAUCAGAACUCAGCCAGAGCCAACACGAGGUCAACGAGGACUCUCGAAGCAUGGACCAAGACCAGACCUCUGUCUCUAUCCCCGAAAACCAGUCUACCAUGGUCACUGCUGACAUGGACAACUGCAGUGACCUGAACUCAGAACUGCAGAGGGUGCUGACGGGGCUGGAGAAUGUCGUCUGCGGCAGAAAGAAGAGCAGCUGUAGCCUCUCCGUGGCCGAGGUAGACAGGCACAUCGAGCAGCUCACCACGGCCAGCGAGCACUGCGACCUGGCGAUUAAGACAGUUGAGGAGAUUGAGGGGGUGCUUGGCCGGGACCUGUAUCCUAACCUGGCUGAAGAGAGGUCUCAGUGGGAGAAGGAGCUGGCUGGGCUGAGGGAAGAGAAUGAGAGCCUGACCGCCAUGCUGUGCAGCAAAGAGGAAGAGCUGAACCGGACCAAGGCCACCAUGAAUGCCAUCCGGGAAGAGCGGGACCGGCUCCGGAGGAGGGUCAGAGAGCUUCAAACUCGACUACAGAGCGUGCAGGCCACAGGUCCCUCCAGCCCUGGCCGCCUCACUUCCACCAACCGCCCAAUUAACCCCAGCACUGGAGAGCUGAGCACGAGCAGCAGCAGCAAUGACAUUCCCAUUGCCAAGAUUGCUGAGAGGGUGAAGCUAUCAAAGACAAGGUCUGAAUCAUCAUCAUCUGAUCGGCCAGUCCUGGGCUCAGAAAUCAGUAGCAUAGGGGUAUCCAGCAGUGUGGCAGAACAUCUGGCCCACUCACUUCAGGACUGCUCCAACAUCCAAGAGAUUUUCCAAACACUCUACUCACACGGAUCUGCCAUCUCAGAAAGCAAGAUUAGAGAGUUUGAGGUGGAAACAGAACGGCUAAAUAGCCGGAUUGAGCACCUCAAAUCCCAAAAUGAUUUCCUGACUAUAACCCUGGAGGAAUGUAAAAGCAAUGCCGAGAGGAUGAGCAUGCUGGUGGGAAAAUACGAAUCCAACGCCACAGCGCUGAGGCUGGCCUUACAGUACAGCGAGCAGUGCAUCGAAGCCUAUGAACUCCUCCUGGCGCUGGCGGAGAGUGAGCAGAGCCUCAUCCUGGGGCAGUUCCGAGCGGCCGGCGUGGGGUCCUCCCCUGGAGACCAGUCGGGGGAUGAAAACAUCACUCAGAUGCUCAAGCGAGCUCAUGACUGCCGGAAGACAGCUGAGAACGCUGCCAAGGCCCUGCUUAUGAAGCUGGACGGCAGCUGUGGAGGAGCCUUUGCCGUGGCCGGCUGCAGCGUGCAGCCCUGGGAGAGCCUCUCCUCCAACAGCCACACCAGCACAACCAGCUCCACAGCCAGUAGUUGCGACACUGAGUUCACUAAAGAAGACGAGCAGAGGCUGAAGGAUUAUAUCCAGCAGCUCAAGAAUGACAGGGCUGCGGUCAAGCUGACCAUGCUGGAGCUGGAAAGCAUCCACAUUGAUCCUCUUAGCUAUGACGUCAAGCCCCGGGGAGACAGCCAGAGGCUGGACCUGGAAAACGCAGUGCUGAUGCAGGAACUCAUGGCCAUGAAGGAGGAGAUGGCCGAGCUGAAGGCCCAGCUCUAUCUACUGGAGAAAGAGAAGAAGGCCCUGGAGCUGAAGCUGAGCACGCGGGAGGCCCAGGAGCAGGCCUACCUGGUGCACAUUGAGCACCUGAAGUCCGAGGUGGAGGAGCAGAAGGAGCAGCGGAUGCGGUCCCUCAGCUCCACUAGCAGCGGUGGCAAAGACAAACCCAGCAAGGAGUGUGCCGAUGCUGCCUCCCCAGCUCUGUCCCUAGCUGAACUCAGGACGACAUGCAGCGAGAGUGAGCUGGCUGCGGAAUUCACCAACGCCAUCCGUCGAGAAAAGAAGUUGAAGGCCAGAGUUCAAGAGCUGGUGAGUGCCUUGGAGAGACUCACCAAGAGCAGUGAAAUCCGACAUCAGCAAUCCGCAGAGUUCGUGAAUGAUCUAAAGCGAGCCAACAGCAACCUGGUGGCUGCCUAUGAGAAAGCAAAGAAGAAGCAUCAAAACAAACUGAAGAAGUUAGAGUCGCAGAUGAUGGCCAUGGUGGAGAGACAUGAGACCCAAGUGAGGAUGCUCAAGCAAAGAAUAGCUCUGCUGGAGGAGGAGAACUCCAGGCCACACACCAAUGAAACUUCGCUUUAAUCAGCCCUCACGCACCCGACUUCUGCCGUGGGAAGUAAACUGCAGCAGGCCACUGAGGAUAGAAGGGCCCAUGUACUUGUUGGGAGGAGGAGGAAAGGGAAGGCUGGCAGGUAGGUUGGCACUUGGACAAUGGAGUGCCCCAACUCAGCCCUUGGGGUGGACUGACCAUGGUGACACAGUGGACUGUAUCCAGAGGUGCCCACUCUUGCCUCCCUGGCCCACAACAGCAUGUCAACACAUGUUCUGUGCCUGCUCAGCAGAACCUUGUUUCUGCUUUCAGCAUUCACUCUCUCUUUCCUCUUCUGGUCUGGCGGCUGUGCAUCAGUGGGAUCCUAGGCAUUUGUUUCUGUAAGAUUUUCCAUUCUAUUCUCUUUUUGGUAGAUGGUGAGCUCUUCUAGGAUCUCCAGUUUCUCCUCUUUCCUCCUGCUUCAUGGGAAAACAGACGUGUGUGUGCCUCCAGCAUUUAAAAGGACUGCUGAUUUGUUUACUGCAGCAAGGCUUUGGUUUUCAAGUCCCAGGUCUCAACUUUAAGAUAGAGGCGGUCAUAAGAGGUGUUCUCUGGGAGUUACAGGUCAUGGGAAGAGGGUAGACAGGUGUUACUUACAGUCCCAGAUACACUAAAGUUACAGACCACCACCAGGACUGUGCCUGAACAAUUUUGUAUUAAGAGAAUAAAAACUUCCUUCAACCUUCAUUUUGGAGGCAGGGCCAAGGAAGGGAGCAUUCUCUUGAUUCUGGGAUUUCUCCCUCUCAGUGGAGCCUUAUUAAUAUCCAAGACUUCGAGUUGAGAAUCUUUUUGAUACCUAUAGUGGAACUAAAAUUUUAUCAGGGGUUUCUUCAAGAGCAGAGAAACAUUAGCACUUCCUGCCCCAGGGCCCUACAUAAUUGCUGUUCUGCUGAAUCAGAUCUCUUCCACAUGGGUACAUUUGUAGCUCUGGACCUGUCUCUACCUAAGGACAAGACAUUGAGAUACUGAACAUUUUGCAAAACUGAUCACGCCUACUUAAGAGUGUGCAUAACCCUCAGUUCAAGACUUAGCUCCUGUUGUCAUGAUGGGGACAGGGUGAAGGAAUGGUUGUUAAGGCUUCUUUUCUGCCCCCAGAUACAUGGUGAUGGUUAGCAUAUGGUGCUUAAAAGGUUAAAGUUCAAGCAAAGCGCUCACAGGGCUAGGCAGGACCAAAGUACCUGAAUUCUUUCAGGAAGGUCUUCCAUCUUAAAACAAAUUCAUUAUUCUUUUUCAGUUUUACCCCAUCUCUGUUCUACACUGAUACACUUGAAGGACCAUUUACUGUUUUUUUUCUGUAGCACCAGAGAAUCCAUCCAAAGUUCCCUAUGAAAAACAUGUUCCAAUGCCACAGCUGACUACAAAUUAAACUUGAUGAGGUUUCUGCA